GCAUAGGAACCGAAAUUAAACACCAAUGCGCAUCAUGGACGUUGGAGGAGAGACGAAAGCAUGAGACGAUGUUUAGAAUUCAUUAUUUAAUAUAGAUUUAGUCAUUCGAUAUUUCUUAAAAGUGUUUUUUUUACACUAACUCUCGGUCUUGUGUAUGAUCAGUAAAAAGAAAACGGGUCAAAAAUGAGUCAAACAACAGCAGAUAUGGAACGGAAAGUCAGUAAAAUUGUUACUGAUAUCAUGACGGAAGAGACCAUUGAUGCUUUUUGCAGCACUAUGAUCCACACCGAUGACUUAAAAAAGAUUAAGAAAGACCAUUUUGAAAAAUUGAAAAAGAUCUGGUGUUCAUGCCCUCAAGAAAAUCCAGAGGCCAGAGAGAGUUUCUUACGUUACUUUGUUCUAUGUAUUCACAAGCAGCAUAACAGCAAACGGUCCCAAACUCUUUUUGACCUUUUAGAGAUGCUGGUUGAAAAUAAUGUUGUUCCAUCAAGACCAAUCUGUGAAGCAUUAUUAACCAGUGAGAACUUACAUUAUAAGCAAAAAGAUCAGUGGAUUCAAACUUUUGCCCUUAUCAGGAAAAUCAUUGGCGGAGUCGACUAUAAGGGCUGUCGUGAUUUACUCAGAGUGAUUCUGGAAAAGUGCCAGACUAUACCAGCAUGUGAAAAUGUAUCUUGUGGAGGACAAGUUGAUUGUGCUGUUGAGGUUGUGUCAGCCAUCAUUGACCGAAAUUCAUGUUUGCUUCCCAGUUAUCUUGCUAUCUUUGAAAUAUCAAAGCUUUGUGCAGAUGAUAAGAAAUGGCCACACUGGAAACUUGGUCAAGUCUUAGCUGAGUUCAAUCAAAGCUUUCGACUUACAGCCCACAUGGUUUCAAUAGCUGGGAGACAACAUUUACUUCCAGUCGUUGGAUAUUCCACUUCAAAUCAUGUCUGGCGCCUUAAUUCUGGCAAUCUACGCUUUGCACUCAGUGGAGCAUUACCUUAUGAUAGGGACAUGCUGGAACCCCAGAAAGGUCUACUCUGUUAUGUUCUUGAACAACCUUACUCUCGUGAAAUGGUGUGUAAUAUGCUUGGUGUUACAAAACAGGUCAAACAAAGAUGUGAAGCACUAGAAGAGCAACUCGUAGAUCUAGUUGUCAUUGCCAUGGAACGGUCAGAGAAGGAGGAUGCUGAUAAAGAUGAAAGUGAAUUUGGUCAGUUACUCUGGCAGCAUCUUGGUAGCCAACUGAUAUUCUUUGUACUGUUCCAGUUUGUCAGCUUCCCACACAUGGUCAUGUCUCUAUAUGAAAAGCUAAAGGACCGAAAUCUAAAACAAGGCCGAGACCACUUGAUGUGGAUAUUACUCCAGUUUAUCUCAGGAAGUGUCCAGAAGAAUCCACUUGCUGACUUUCUACCAGUGUUGAAACUCUAUGACUUGCUUUACUCUGAUACAGAGGUGUUACCGGUCCCUGAUGUCACUAAACCUCAGUCUACACAUGCUUUAGCUAGUACUUCCAUAUGGAUUCACCUGAAUAAAAAAGCUCAUACAGACAAAGCAAGGCUCCAAAGACCAAUUCCACAUGCUCUUAAAGAUCAUUUGGAAUUCCUGAAGCAUGCAUUCAGCCAGAAGAAUUUGUUACUUGGAGAUUAUAAAAUAGCUUUGUUAUGCAAUGCUUAUAGCACCAAUUCUGAAUAUUUUAGUCUUCCUAUGGCCAUUUUGGUUGAAAAUAUCCAUGGCAAUAACAAAAACACAACCCUCUUACCAGGAAACAUCGUUGCUGGGGCACCAACCCAACCGUUACCAAUGAGCUUAUUGGAUUCUCUCACAGUUCAUGCCAAAAUGAGCUUGAUCCACAGCAUUGUGACAAAAGUUAUUCAAAUGGCAAAGAAGAAAACCAAUAUUGCCUUAGCGCCAGCAUUAGUUGAGACAUACAGCCGUCUACUUGUUUACAUGGAGAUUGAAUCACUUGGAAUUAAAGCUUUCAUAAGUCAAUUGUUACCUAAUGUCUUUGCAAGCCAGGCUUGGGGUAUCCUGCACACAUUACUUGAAAUGUUCAGUUACCGACUGCAUCACAUUCAGCCCCAUUAUAGGGUGCAACUUCUAGGUCACCUUCACUCGCUGGCUUCUGUUCCACAAACCAAUCAGAAUCAGUUACAUUUGUGCGUUGAAAGUACAGCUUUGCGACUUAUCACUGGUUUGGGCAGUAAUGAGAUUCAGCCCCAGCUCACCAAGGUUUUCAAAGAACCCAAAGGACCAAAUUUUCUGUCACUAGAUUCUGAAGAACUGAAUCGAGCUUUGGUCCUCACACUUGCAAGGGCUAUGCAUAUCACAGGUGCUGAAAGUCUAUCUGGAAAUUGGUGCUGGGAAAUCUUGAGUGCAAUCAUGAUGAAUACUCCACAUGGCUGGCCCAGUCAUACAUUGUCUUCCUUCCCAGCAACCAUCAGUGAAUUCUUUAACCAAAAUCCUGCUGUCAAGGAAGAUAAAACCGUUCUUCAGAAGAACGUAGAUACAGAGUACAAGAAAUGGAGAAGUAUGGCCAAUGAAAAUGAUAUUAUUGCUCAUUUCUCUAUGCAGGGUACACCACCUUUGUUUCUCUGCAUUAUCUGGAAAAAUCUGCUGGAUGACAAUAGAAUAUCUUCAACAGCAUACAAAGUUUUGGAACGCUUAGGACCAAGAUCCUUGUCAUCACACUUACGAACUUUUGCUGAUUUUCUAGUAUUUGAAUUUUCAAGUUCUCCAAGCGGUCCACAACUAACUAAGUAUGUGGAGGUCCUGAAUGACAUGGUCUGGAAAUAUAAUAUAGUCACUAUUGAUAGAGUAGUCUUGUGUUUGGCAUUGAGAAACCUGGAAGCGAAUGAGGCACAAGUUUGCUGCCUUAUCAUACAAUUGCUGCUGAUGCGGCAUAAUGAUUUCAAGAGUAGGGUCUCUGACUUUGUGAAAAUGAACACUGGAGAACAUUGGUCUCAGAACAAUUGGCAUGAAAACCACAUGAAAUUCCAUCGGAAAUAUCCUGAGAAAUUUUACUAUGAAGGAAUUCAAGAUUUAAAUAGCCCCAACCAGCAUCAGUAUCUUCCCAUUUAUUUUGGCAAUGUCUGUCUCAGGUUUUUACCAGUUUUAGAUAUUGUCAUCCACAGACUUCUUGAAGUACCUUUGGCAAAUAAAUCCUUGGAGAAUAUUUUGGAACAUCUAGGAGGCCUGUACAAAUUCCACGAUAGUCCUGUUAUAUACUUAUACAACACUUUACAUUAUUAUGAGAAUAAGCUUUCAAAUCAGCAUGUACUAAAGAGGAAACUAGUACAAGCAAUUGUUGGUGCUCUCAAGGAGAUACGUCCCCCAAAUUGGUGUCUGACGGAAGAUUACCAGAAUUAUCUCCUGAAGCCCUCAGAUGAUUUGACAUGGAUACCUGACCAAGAAUAUUACAUUCGCCUUGUUGGACGUCUUGUUAAUACUAUCUCUGAUGUUUCUCCAUCACCAUUCCCUUGCUGUGACUGGCGCUUCAAUGAAUUCCCAAACCCUGCUGCUCAUGCUUUACAUGUCACCUGCAUUGAGAUAAUGGCAUUACCAAUUCCAAGUCAGAUAGCAAGUGCUGCCCUCCUUGAUGUUAUUCUCACCAGCUGCACCAGAGUUCCAAGAGAAAAAGUAAUGAGUUGGAUGAAUGCUGUUGCCCUCAUACUCACCUCGUUACCGGAACAUUACUUCUCUGUUCUCAAUGACAAGAUAGUGGAACAGAUGUGCAGCCCACUGCUGUCCAGUUCAAACAGUCGAUGCGACCCAUUCCAGUUGUUCAACUUCAAGGCCAGCCAUCAGGUGUAUGCAGAGCAGUACUGCAGCUAUUUGCUGUCUCUGGUGCAUGCCUGCUGGCACCAUGCCUGUAUCGGUCAGCUCAGUCAGAUCCCUGCGUUUGUUCGUGAUAAACUGAAGCCCAUCAUUCGGACUGAAGAGCAGUUUAUCUUCUUAUGUCACCUCAUUGGACCAUUUCUACAGAGGUUCCAUGCUGAAAGAACUCGCUGCCUUAUUGAAUUGACCGUUGAAUUGUAUGAAAUCCUGGAAAACGUCGACAAGGUAUCAGAACAUAUGCAUUUGAUGGAUGCUAUUUCAGACUUCCUCUAUCACAUAAAAUACAUGUUUGUCGGCGAUGGAGUGAAAAACGAUGUGGAGAAGAUCAUUAGGAACCUACGUCCACCUCUGCAGCUACGCCUCAGGUUCAUCUCCCGCAUCAACAUCGAGGAGACUGCUACUUCGAAUUCUUCUGCCCCCACCUCUGCCUCCUCUUCUACCUCUCAGCCAACAAAGAUUCAGGACAGUUUUCACUUUUAAACUGUUUACUUCUCAGCUGGCUUGACCUGUUCAUAUAUACACACACACACCGGAUUAGGUGUGUGUAUGUAUGAAACACAUUUAUGUGUAUAUAAAUAUACAUUUAUGUGUAUAUAAAUAUACUAU
Octopus sinensis (East Asian common octopus) is the source of this 4419-nucleotide messenger RNA. RefSeq names its product mediator of RNA polymerase II transcription subunit 23. Gene Ontology annotation, cellular component: transcription regulator complex; mediator complex. NCBI's taxonomy places the organism in Eukaryota, Metazoa, Mollusca, Cephalopoda, Octopoda, Octopodidae. The transcript has 34 exons. Bases 184 to 4293 code for a protein of 1369 amino acids. Gene Ontology annotation, biological process: positive regulation of gene expression; regulation of transcription by RNA polymerase II. The record is from RefSeq and is a predicted model, not a curated record.